AUUGACAAUAACUCAAGUGCAAAAAAUACAACAUUGCCAAGUGUCUAUCCAGAAGAUUCAUUAUUAGCGGCAAUUUUCAAAUGCUUGGCUUACAGCUUGAUAGUUGUUUUUUCUGUCACUGGUAACUCUCUGGUCAUAGCAGCUUUCAAGCUCAAUGUCGACAGGAAACUUCGCACUGUUAAUAAUAUGUUCAUUGUGAGCAUGGCUGCCGGAGACUUGCUCCUCACAGUGGCAAGUACACCAGAGCGAAUCACAAGAAUUCUGGCUGAUGAGCAGUGGAUUAUUGAAGGGAACUGGGGAGUAUUCCUGUGCAAGACGAGUAAUUAUUUGGAAAAGCUUUUCAUGAAUGUUUCAGUGAUACAUCUAGCGAUGAUUGCAAUAGAUCGCUUUCUAGUUGUGUACUUUCCCCACAAGAAGAUUAUCACAGCGACAAGAGCCCGUGUUAUCAUUGCCAUCGCUUGGUUAGGAUCCGCUCUUUACUGUGCCCCUUUGUUUUAUUACGCCAACUUACUGGAGGAACACGGAAAAAUUUACUGUAAAACGCGACAGUUUUUCAAUAAUUGGAAAGUUUGGUAUUUGUUCUUCCUGUCACUGAUUGUAUUAACACUGUUGUUUGUAGUAACAUUGUACGCGGCGAUUAUCAUUCGACUUUGGUGUGGGAAAACGACCGAGAUCGUGCAAACCCCUAUAAAACGCCGUGUAAGUGCGCGAGUUAAUAGGCGUGUUCUCAAAAUGGUGGCCAUGAUAGUGAUUGCCUUUUAUUGCUGUAUUCUUCCUUAUUGGGUCGGUUGGGUGUUUUGUUCAUACCAUCGCAGUGAGCUCAUUUGUAAUGAUACCUAUGUAUUUGUUGCAAUUUUCCUCAUGUAUGCAAAUAGUGCGGUUAAUCCGGUCAUUUAUGCCUUUUUCAAUGAUACCUUCAGAGUUGGUUUUCGAUUUAUCAUGAAGACGUCCAGAAGAUGUUGUUUUAGUUCUAAGAACUUGAGUACGGAUACGGCACAAGAUGAAUUUAUUGGGAGAAACCGGAGCAGUAGAAAAUCAAGCGAAAUCCCAUGCCAAGAACUAAAAGAACUUGAUUCUAAAAAACAUUCAUGCAUAUAUGUUUAGGGCCGACUUAGGAAGUCUUCCUAUUCCGGUGCAAUAGAUGAAAGUUGUUAAAGCAUUGAUUCAUUUACCUGGAGAAAGAUUUUUUCAGGUUCAUGAUUAUUGAGAAACAUGUGUUUUGAAAGAGCACUCAGAGAAAGCCAAAAUGUUUUCUUUUUUCGCAAAUUCUGGGUCUGAACGUUUAAAUGAAGCCGAAUAUCAGUAUUCAUAUGUUAAAAUGGCAGAAAAACGUUAUCAUGCAACAUUGCGUGAUGUCGGUCUACCGACGAAAACGGCUUGAUAUUAUCUUAAGGAAGAGCAUCGUGCUGAAAUUACGGUCGGAAGACGAUUUAUCCGACGUUCGAAUUAAUGAUGAUUUAAUUGUACUAAGUCAUCCUGUGUAGGCAGAUGGGGGGUUUUUCAUGUCUUAGCUCUCAUUGUUUGCAAAGCCCUCUUCUCAAGAAGCCAAAGUGUUUGCCAAAUAAUAAGCAAGGUUGGAAAGAAGAGAAAUCCAGGAUGAAUUUGGAAAUGUGUCCUCUUAGACUGUAAGGUCUGAUUAUUUAAACAACGUUUAGCCGUUUUUUAACGAAACUGAACAUUUGUUAUUGUGAGCAGUGUCAAGUGGGCUGGAAGCAAACAGUGGAAGGACAUUUAUUUGAUUCAAUCAACCCACUUAUAGAGGAAGCCUGAGGCCGACUGUUUUCAAACCUUGGUUUGAGUAAGCCGGCCCUCAAAGUGCAAUCUGAUCCAAGCUUAGAUAGAUCUAGAAUGAAUGUUCUAGGAGGUGUGGGCAAACUUGGCAUUAAUUAGCCAACUUUCGUGGCACGACAUACACAUUUCGCAAAAGUUAGCUCAUUUUUUUUUUAUUUUUGUCAUUACACAAUCGAAAUUUGAAACAAUUAAAUGAUAUCAGACCGCUGACGUUGACACUCUCGGCGGGAAAACCCUCAGUCUAUAAUCAGCAUCACACCCAGAAUCGAAGAUCGAAGAUCCAACAACUCUUACCCACAAGGCUCUCUCCUCUUAGCCUGUUUUGAUCAGAAUGGGACAUAAACCCAAGAAUUAGCAUUUGCUUUAAUAUGUUCACUAUAGAAGCCUCAGAUAGAGAGUGAGGAAAACCAACAAGGAAGGUUAUUGUCUUGAUAUCAAUUCGUCCUUUAAAGCCAAUAGCAAGGGAUGCGAACAGCAAUAUGAUAUCAAGCCGGAUAGAAUUUUGAAUCAUUCCUCAUUGACAACACAAACAUAUCAUACUCAUUCAACCCUGACAUUGUUCAGAUAGACUGGAGCAGCAGGUUUUCAUUCAAUUCUUGGGAAAUGAUUAUAUCUCUUUAUCACAAUGUGGAUUAUUGUUUUCAGCGAUUUGAAUCAGUUAAGCAGAGUGAUUGAAACAACUGAUUUAAAAAAAAAAUUAUAUUGUUAAAUUUUACCCCUGCAAGCUCUUGCAGUUGAAAGAUGAAAUCGAGGUGUAGAUUACAAUGAAGACAACUACUCGACAGGUUAUUUUUCCGGUAAAUUUGUCCACAUCUCUUAAGGGAAUCACACAUAUUCUCUCGAUAUGCGUUGCGGCGCAAAUGGCAGAAGUCUUGAUUUCAUAUUAAGGUACCAAUUUAAUUAAUUUAAUCGCUAUCUGCUUUCAGAAAAGUGACGAUGCGCUCAAAUGUGAUUAAUACACAAUUGAAUAUUCGCUGUUUUCCUUUUUCGUCUUUGUCAGGUGUCACUUUUCAAACCUAACAGUCAAAAUCCACGCGGUAAUUGAAAUCCUUGAAAAACGUGGUUGGAGUUCAGAUCCCUUUUAACCUGAUCGAAAGCAAAUACAGGAAAUUUUAUAAAGAUGCUGCUUCCCACAGAGAUUUCCUUUAUUCAUAACAUCUACUUAAUUUCUGGGCCAUUUUCCAAGCGUAUUAAUAAUAAAUGUUUGUCUGAGGCGGAAUGUUAAAUGUGUAAUUUGCCUAUCGAAUAAGAGGUUUUCCUCUGUGCAAAUAUUUUACUAAAUUCAAAUUCUGCAGGUAAGUGGUGUGAUGUUGCUGGAAGACCCAUCGUGGUACCAAAUCUGUGAUGAAAUAUGACUAAGAGCAGAGAAUCAGCAGUUAAAUACAUUUAACAUUUUACUUUUUCAUUUUACUUAGUGAAAGGAGAGGGAAAGUGGUUAACAACAGAAGCACGCGAACAAGAAAUGUCAAUCUAUGAGAGUGAAGGACUUCAUUGUGGCGGGAAAUGAAUGAUCUUGGCACUGGAAACACAACCUCGCCCCCGAAUAUCUACGCAGGCGAUUCGCCCAUAGAGAAAUCUUUUAAAUGUUUAGCUUAUGGUGUGGUUGUUACACUGUCUGUCAUCGGUAACACAUUGAUUAUCUUUGCCUUUAAGCUUAAUAUUGAUGGAAAACUCCGCACGGUCAAUAAUACGUUCAUUGUGAGCAUGGCUGCCGGAGACCUUCUUCUCACAGUGGCUAGCACGCCAGAGCGAAUCACAAGAAUUCUGGUUAACGAGCGAUGGAUUAUCCAUGGAAACUGGGGAAUAUUCUUGUGCAAGACGACCAACUACAUGGAGAAGCUUUGUAUGAACGUUUCAGUGAUUCAUCUGGCAAUGAUUGCUAUAGACCGGUUUGUGGCUGUUUGUUAUCCCCGGAGGAGAAUCAUUACAGCGAAAAAGGCUCGCUUUAUUAUUGCAACCGCUUGGUUUGGUUCAGCUGUUUAUUGUGUCCCUCUGUUUUAUUACGCAAAUUUGUUAGUGAGCAAUGAGAACGUUUUCUGUAAAACGCGACACUUUUUUAUCAACUGGCGAAUUUGGUAUUUGUUUUUCCUGUCAUUGCUCGUGCUAAUAUUGCUUGUUGUGGUCGGACUUUACGCUGCGAUUAUUAUUCGUCUCUGGCGUGGAGAAAGAGGACCCAGAAUCCGGAUGUCAUUCCGAAGCCGUACAAACGCGCGAAUCAACGUCCGUGUUCUCAAAAUGGUAGCCAUGAUAGUUUUUGUAUUUUACUGUUGUAUUUUACCCUACUGGAUCGGCUGGGUAUUCUGUUCGUAUUAUCGCAACGACCUCAUUUGUAGCGACACCUACGUGUUCGUGGUAGUUUUUCUGAUGUAUUCCAACAGCGCAUUCAACCCAGCGAUUUACUCGUUUUUCAACCAUAAUUUUCGUCGGAGCUUUCGUUUUAUUCUAAACAAGCUGUGCAAAUGUUGUUUUACCAAUAGAGCGCUUUACAUUCAGCCAGAACCGAAACCAAUUUACGUCAUUGGCAGAGGUUUGCAAGAUUGUGAG
Messenger RNA from Pocillopora meandrina, 4335 nucleotides. Lineage: Eukaryota; Metazoa; Cnidaria; Anthozoa; Scleractinia; Pocilloporidae. The record is from the annotation of a GenBank genome assembly.